This is a messenger RNA of Saccoglossus kowalevskii, 5415 nucleotides long. RefSeq lists its product as uncharacterized. Gene Ontology annotation, molecular function: calcium ion binding; protein binding. NCBI's taxonomy places the organism in Eukaryota, Metazoa, Hemichordata, Enteropneusta, Harrimaniidae. The record is from RefSeq and is a predicted model, not a curated record.
UGAUUAGCACCGAUUUUACACUCGUUCAUUGCAAGUAGAUUGACUUUCCAGAUAACGCCCUCCUUACUCGUGCGUAAUAUACCACGCGUUUUUACGCAGUAUCAGGCACGCGCUCGCCGAUAUUGGAUAUAAUGAGAGUUCUGUUCUACGUGUUCGUGGUUGUGGUUGCAUUCUACGAAGAUACGCUGUCGCAAGACACGGACAUAUUCUACAGUUGUCCGUCAGGGAUACCGUUACUAUCAACAGAUGGCAAUCCAGUAGCCUGCAGUAGAAGUGGUUGCGGCGCAUGGUCCGCAGACCAUUUCUGUUCCAGUGGUGUAUGCUGCCCUCUAUGUAGCAACGGCAAAAGACCAUAUUCGUUUUGUGAUCAGGCGAUAUGCGCAGAUUUUGUAUGCGCGGGAUAUCCUAGUGCCGUGUGCAAAGCCGAUAAGUGCGUGUCAUGUGAAAUAGUCGUAUUUGACUCGGUAACCCUCGAGGGCAUACGGUGUCCAGAAAACUACUGUGUAUUAGAAGAUGGAGAGAUUGCUUUUGAUGGGGAGCAGUGGAUGGACGGAUGUCUCAGCUGCCAGUGUGAAGUGGGGGUACUGACUUGUACUGAUGAACGUUGUCCUGUCGACGAGUGUAGUACUGGGACACAUACAUGUGAUGUAAAUGCAAACUGUACUGACACUCCCUCAACGUUCGAAUGCCGCUGCAAUCAAGGCUUCACGGGAGAUGGCCACCAAUGCCAAGAUAUUGACGAAUGUUUAUCGGUUCAAUGUGGCGAUAAUUCCCAUUGUACUAAUUUACCUGGUUGGUAUCAAUGCGAAUGUAAUAACGGAUUUUCAUGGGACGGACAGACAUGCCAAGAUGUCGACGAAUGCGAGUCUGGUAUCCAUGCUUGUGACGUCAAUGCUUUAUGUAUUAAUAUACCAGGUUCUUUCAUGUGUCAAUGCAUCGAUGGAUUUACGGGAACAGGUCUCAUAUGCGAGGAUAUAGACGAGUGUUUGGGGUCAAAUGACUGCGGCACUGAUGCAUUAUGCAUCAAUUUACCUGGUUCUUACUCGUGUAGCUGCGUUCAAGGGUUUUAUGGCGACGGGAUCACGUGUCAGGAUAUUGACGAAUGUGAGCUUGAUGUCCAUGACUGUGACCUCAAUGCCCUUUGUAUUAAUAGACCAGGUUCUUUCACGUGUCAGUGCAAAGCUGGCUAUAUUGUUGAUGGUUUUACCUGUGUGGACAUCAACGAAUGUGUGACUGGCGAACACAAUUGUGACGCUAAUGCUUAUUGCACAAACACCAUGGGCUCGUUUAACUGCACAUGCGCAAAUGAAUAUAUCGGUGAUGGCAUCAAUUGUAGAGCAAUGGCCACCAUUGACAGGUGUCCCUACGACUUCCCACUUCUCGUGUCCAGUGAUGACAGAAUUAUGAGCUGUUCCAGGACCAGGAGAUGCACCGUGAAGAAUCCAAUGACUUAUUGUUACAGGGGUCCAUCCGGUAGUGGUUGUUGCCCGGUGUGUCCGGAUACCGGUAAAACCCCAGGUACCUGCGAAUCUGAUGUAUGUGACGGAUUUGAAUGCAAUGGAUAUCCCUACGCUGUAUGCAAAGCCAAUCCCUGUGCGGACUGUCAACCAACAGCGUAUGAUCCGUUGACUUUGAAAGAGGUUCAUUGUUCUUCUGUCGACGAGUGUAGUACUGGGACACAUACAUGUGAUGUAAAUGCAAACUGUACUGACACUCCCUCAUCGUUCGAAUGCCGCUGCAAUCAAGGCUUCACGGGAGAUGGCCACCAAUGCCAAGAUAUUGACGAAUGUUUAUCGGUUCAAUGUGGCGAUAAUUUCCAUUGUACUAAUUUACCUGGUUCGUAUCAAUGCGAAUGUAAUAACGGAUUUUCAUGGGACGGACAGACUUGCCAAGAUGUCGACGAAUGCGAGUCUGGUAUCCAUGCUUGUGACGUCAAUGCUUUAUGUAUUAAUAUACCAGGUUCUUUCAUGUGUCAAUGCAUCGAUGGAUUUACGGGAACAGGUCUCGUAUGCGAGGAUAUUGACGAAUGUCUAUCGGUUCACUGUGGUGAUAAUUCCCAUUGUACAAAUUCACCUGGUUCGUAUCAAUGCGAAUGUAAUAACGGAUUUUCAUGGAACGGACAGACAUGCCAAGAUGUCGACGAAUGCGAGUCUGGUAUCCAUGCUUGUGACGUCAAUGCUAUGUGUACUAAUAUACCCGGUUCUUUCAUGUGUCAAUGCAUCGAUGGAUUUACAGGGACAGGUCUCAUAUGCGAGGAUAUAGACGAGUGUUUGGGGUCAAAUGACUGCGACACUGAUGCAUUAUGCAUCAAUUUACCUGGUUCUUACUCGUGUAGCUGCGUUCAAGGGUUUUAUGGCGACGGGAUCACGUGUCAGGAUAUUGACGAAUGUGAGCUUGAUGUCCAUGACUGUGACCUCAAUGCCCUUUGUAUUAAUAGACCAGGUUCUUUCACGUGUCAGUGCAAAGCUGGCUAUAUUGUUGAUGGUUUCACCUGUGUGGACAUCAACGAAUGUGUGACUGGCGAACACAAUUGUGACGCUAAUGCUUAUUGCACAAACACCAUGGGCUUGUUUAACUGCACAUGCGCAAAUGAAUAUAUCGGUGAUGGCAUCAAUUGUAGAGCAAUGGCCACCAUUGACAGGUGUCCCUACGACUUCCCACUUCUCAUGUCCAGUGAUGAGAGAAUUAUAAGCUGUUCCAGGACCAGGAAAUGCACCAUGAAGAAUCCACUGACUUAUUGUUACAGGGGUCCAUCCGGUAGUGGUUGUUGCCCGGUGUGUCCGGAUACCGGUAAAAGACCAGGUACCUGCGAAUCUGAUGUAUGUGACGGAUUUGAAUGCAAUGGAUAUCCCAACGCUGUAUGCAAAGCCAAUCCCUGUGCGGACUGUCAACCAACAGCGUAUGAUCCGUUGACUUUGAAAGAGGUUCAUUGUUCUUUGAACUGCAACUCAACAAAUGGUAUUGAAUACAGACAUGGUGAUAAAUGGAUAGACAGUUGUCUAAUAUGCGAGUGUAACGAUGGUAACGCCGUUUGCUCUGACCAUCUGUGUGAAUCCAGUGGAGGUAUACUUUGCCCUGACUCAGAUCCAUUGCAUUAUGACGGAAUUGUAUUCAACUGUUCGUCACAUGAUUGCCCAGCUGGUCAUUAUUGUAGACAUAUUGCACCCAGCCAAGGAGUAUGUUGCCCAGCUGUAAAUACGACAGUUGAAUGUAUCUAUGAUUGGACGGAAUGGUUCGAUAUAACGACACCCGUUGAUUCACUUGGCGAUUUUGAAACACUAUUUAUGUUAUGCAAGAGUGGGAUUAACCCUAUGUGUGACAACACGACAGUCAUCGAUGUUCGCACCGUUGAAGGCAACCGUCCUGCCCAGACCACGGGAGAAGUGUUCUACAGUAACGAUGCAAUUAACGGGUUUAUUUGCCGUAAUCAAGACCAAUUUGAUGGGCAAUGUGAAAAUUAUGAAGUGCGUUUCUGCUUCGUAGGUUCUGAAACAGUAAUUAAACCCGUAUAUUGCCAAACCAAUAGCACGGCAUACGUGGAAGGAGAGGAAUGGUUAACAGGAUGUACAUUAUGUCGAUGUACAAAUGGAAGCAUAAACUGUACGGAUCAGUAUUGCGGGGAUUUGUACAAUAUGUGCGAUAGGGGGACACCACUCAUCGCUGAUCAUGUGACUAAUUCCCUGGUAUUUUGUAAAUUGGAGAUUAUUCAUGAUUGCCCCGCUACUCAUCUUUGCCAAGCAGUUAAUAUCAGUCAGAUUCAAACAGGAAUAUGCUGUCCAAUUUCGACAUAUGAUCAGAAUUGUGUAAAUGGUACAUGGACGGAUUGGUACGAUCUUGACAAAUCCUACAAUGAAUCAGUGAUUCCUGGUGACUUGGAAGUAUUACAAUACCUUAUCUCGUCAUCUGGGCAUGUUUGCAAGAAUCCUUUGUCAAUUGACGUGCAGACUGACGAAGGUAUCCCAGCGUACAACACGGGCCAGACAUUCUAUUCUUUCGACGUCGUCACUGGGUUUGUUUGUCGAAAUGCCGACCAGAAUGGUGAACCGUGUCUCAACUAUCGUGUACGACUCUGUUGUCCAGAACCAUCUUUCUGUGACGAGGACAUGCUCACGCCAUGGUUUGAUUUGGACAAUCCGUGUGGGAUGGACACGCACGAUAUCGGUGACGUAGAAUUAUUGUCCGUCAUACGGGAUGAAUACCCUCUCGAAUCAUGUGACUUCCCGACGGCAAUUCAAGUGCACACCGUAGAUGGCGUUCCAGCUGAGCAGACGGGUCAAGUCUUUAGAUACAUGGACGUAAAGCACGGGUUCAUUUGUCGUGACAAGGACCAGGAGGGUUUCGAUGAUUGUCUGGACUACAAGAUAAGAUUCUGUUGCAAUUAUGCUCCCGUGAGUGAGUACAACGUAUCGAAGAUAAUUAAAAAAGGUCAGUGCCCACUGGUUAUCAGAACAACGUUUAAGCAAAUACGAGACACGGACGGCGAAUUUGCAUAUUUUGGUUGUCAAGACGACAGAGACUGCGCAGAGACUCAGAAAUGCUGCCCCAGCGGUGAAUUUGGUACAUUAUGUAUGGAUGCGAUAUCCCCAUGCCGCCAUGACGGAAUUGAUUAUCCACCAGGCUCAUACAGACAACAUUCAUGUAACUUUUGUGGUUGUGAGGAUGGUGUCUGGGAGUGUACGCAAGAACAGUGUGACGGGUAUUGAAUCGGCGAAUCCUUCAAGAAAUUUCACAUUUUCUCUAUUUACACUAGAUCACAUUUACCUCUAUUAUUAGCCUCAACCCUGCCAUUUGAUAGUCUAUAGUCUAUGGGUUAUAAUCUUCUUUACUGUUCUAUUUUUUGACAGACUCACAUAAUGUUGCGUGUUUAUAUAUAUAUCACAAAACCAAACAUAAAUUGUAGAGAUAUGUUUUUGAUCGGACAUUGUUAAUGACAGAGUGACCAGAGUAAAUAAAGGAAAUUGUAUCCCAUUGAUAGCAUGGGAAUUGCAAAGACAAAACCUAAUCUUAUUGUUUUCAAGCGUCUAUCAGAUUUCAAGUAAAUGUUACACAAUUUAGACACAACGCGGGCAUUAAUCUCUGGUUCUUGACCAGGAAAGCCUUCAUGUGCCACACUUUAGUAUAUAAUGUACACCCAGUGUUAUUUUACAAGUUUGGUACAAGCUUGCACGCGCCAAUUUAGUUUCUUUCAAACAAAAUAUCUUGUAUGAAUAUAUUGUACAAAAACUCCAUAGCGCAAUAUUAGUAUUUUUGUAAAAGCGUCUUAUACGAAUUCAUACAGAAUUCAUGUUUAAAAGUCAAUACAAAUAAAUUACUGGCGACUCUCCGCACAUCUUUGUUUGAUUUUAACGCGAGAGAAUUACAAGUGUAUUCAAACUGUUAUAUCUUCAAUUAAAAUAAACUGUGCCGUCUAUCCUA